Messenger RNA from Fulmarus glacialis (Northern fulmar), 761 nucleotides. RefSeq names its product interferon gamma receptor 2 (interferon gamma transducer 1) (gene IFNGR2). The transcript has 5 exons. The annotation marks the transcript as partial. Gene Ontology annotation, molecular function: protein binding. The record is from RefSeq and is a predicted model, not a curated record. Lineage: Eukaryota; Metazoa; Chordata; Aves; Procellariiformes; Procellariidae.
AAUCUUCUCCCCAUUUACCAGCACCAAAGGAUGUGACGAUUUAUUCCUAUAACUUUCGUAGUUUGCUGAGGUGGUCUCCUGUUAAAGUGGAUAGAGGCUUGGUGUUAUAUACAGUCCAUUUUAAAACAGGGGCCUUUAACCAGUGGGAUGAGGUGAACUGCACCCGUAUCACCCAGACUGAAUGCAGUUUUCCCUGGUCACUUAAGGAGCGACGCUGGACUGUAGUUUUGCGCGUGAGGGCUGAGCUAGGGCAAGUGACUUCUGACUGGGUGGAAACAGAUCCAUUUGUGGCAGAGAGAAACACAACUAUAGGGCCCCCUAAAGUGAACAGUGUGAUUGUAAGCUCUGACUCACUUCUCAUUAGCGUCACACCCCCUUUUGGAUCCGAAUCAGGUGACUCUCUUCAGUAUCAUGUGUCCUACUGGGAGAACGCAACAAGUACUACUAAAAAAGAGACAAAGUCAAGCAAUACACUAUUCAAAAUCAGAAGUCUAAAGGAAUUGACACUUUAUUGUUUUAGAAUUCAAGUAGAAUUGAUGACACAUUCAGAUCUCCAGUUAUUUGGUCUGCAAAGUGUCCCAGAGUGUUACAGAACUACAAUCAGUGAGGCAACCAGAUCUGGAUAUAUUAUAUUAAUAUUUGUAUCGAUCUUACUUCUUGUAAAUCUGGUAGCGGUUGGUUUGCUUCUUCUGUGGAGAUACCACAAAGCAAUUAAAUAUUGGUCUCAGCCACCUUUAGAAAUCCCAUCACACUUUGAAGAG